Rubroshorea leprosula is the source of this 725-nucleotide messenger RNA. The record is from the annotation of a GenBank genome assembly. NCBI's taxonomy places the organism in Eukaryota, Viridiplantae, Streptophyta, Magnoliopsida, Malvales, Dipterocarpaceae.
AGUCAAGCCGUGUCUUCCCGGACAUCCCCACUUUCUCAGAAGCUUCACCAAAACUGCCCGUCAGGAAAGCAUGGAAUCCAAUAGGAAUCAAGGUGGAAUUCAGCAAUUGCUUGCUGCAGAACAAGAAGCUCAACAUAUUGUCAAUGCUGCCAGAAGUGCAAAAAUGGCCAGGCUGAAGGAGGCCAAGGAGGAUGCUGAAAAAGAGAUUGCUGAGUAUAGAUCACAAAUGGAGGCGAGGUUCCAGGGGAGACUUGCAGAGAGCAGUGGAGAUUCAGGUGCUAAUGUGAAGAGGCUCGAAAAAGAGACAGAGGCUAAGAUUCAGCACUUGAAAACUGAGGCUGCAAGAAUAUCAGAUGAUGUUGUCCAAAUGCUUCUAAAGCAUGUAACAACUGUGAGGAAUUAACUGAUGGUAAAGGUAUGAAAAACACAAUAGGAGUCUGAUAUCCUUUAGCAUGGUCCAUCCUGGGUUUUAGUCAACCUGUGUGCCGUUGUACUAGUCACCUUGUAUUCUUUCUUAUAUUAGACUUCUCCUGGCAAACCAAAAUUUCAUUUUAAGUGGUCCUAGCCUAGUCCCAUCAUAAUCUGUAGGUGACUCAUGACUGAUCCAUAAAAUGGAAGGUACUUGCUUCUGUUACCCAAAAAAGGGUGCAAUAUAAUGCCUUUGCCUUCCAAAUAUGCACAUCUGCAUGAACUUUUUCAACAAACUGGGACACCCCCUUUCUUAU